AUGAAUAGCUUUGUUAUACCAAUUGCAGUUUGCAUUCUUGCUUUGCUUAUUACACUUCUAGCCUUUAGAAAGGCACCUAAGCAGAAAAAGCGGAUUGUUUUAAUGGGGAGAAAAGGCACGGGAAAGACUCGGCUAUUUUUAGCUCUUACAGAAAAGAACUGUUCUGCCAUAAAGACCAUUCCAUCUAUAGACUCAGUAAAUCACAUGCUUGGAAAUAGCGCAGUUCUUGUGGACACUCCUGGAGCAGACUCAUUUGAAAGGACUGCAGAACACAUGAAUCUAACUAAAGACGAUUUGGUUAUCUAUGCGUUCAAUAGAAAAGAGCAGCAGUCACCACUAAAUCUAGACACCAAGGCACGUAUUUAUAAAAUAUACACGGGAGAGGAUGCAUCCUGUGGCAGCGGCAUUAAAAGCAUUAAACUCAGCCAGCUGCUAGGUAUGGACUCUAACUCACCAGAAAUUCAAGACAUUCUAUCACAGAUACUCUAAUAAAUGCAGAGUAUACUUCUAUUUAGCUGGACAUGUGCAGUAUAUUUAGAUUAUAGUACAAUAUAGGAAUAAAUAACUCAAGGGUUUGGUUUUGUUCUUUCUAGGCAUAAUUGACAGUAAU
Molecule: messenger RNA, 610 nt
Organism: Nematocida parisii ERTm1
Lineage: Eukaryota; Fungi; Microsporidia
Exons: 1
Coding region: 1-489 (162 amino acids)
Source: RefSeq, a predicted model, not a curated record